CGCUUAACGCUCUUCAUUUGUUCUGUUCAUGCUUUGCUAGGAAUCAGUUUCACAUGCUUUCCAUGGCUGAAACUCUCACACUGUCGACACGUGUUUUAUGAUUGAAAUCGUGAAAGUUUUAGUUGACAAUUGUUAAUCUCUGUUUUAUAUUUUGAAAAUGGCACAAAUGUUCGUGCUGUUUGAGCAUGCGGCUGGCUAUGCGUUAUUUCGCGUAAGAGAAUUCGAAGACGUCGGAUCUUUCCUGCCUCAAGUUGAGCAGUCCGUCACGGAUUUAAGCCGUUUCAAUGGCGUCGUUAAAUUGGUUGCAUUUGCCCCCUUUAAAUCUGCUGCACAUGCGCUUGACAACAUCAAUUCAAUUUCCGAAGGUGUGCUCUCUGAGGAUCUUAACCUCUUUCUGGAAACUAACUUACCCAAGCCUGAGAAAAAGGGAAAGAAGGACAGCUUUGUGUUGGGUGUUAGUGAACCCAAGCUAGGUGCUUCGAUCUCAGAAAUUUUGGGUAUCACUUGCCAGCAUGCAGGUGUAAUCCCUGAAAUUGUUCGUGGCAUCAGAGUACAUUUUGCUCACCUAGUGAAAGGUUUCACUGUUCAAACUUCUGGAGUUGCUCAGCUUGGUUUGGGUCACAGCUACUCACGAGCCAAAGUUAAGUUUAACGUCCACAGAGUUGACAACAUGAUCAUUCAAAGUAUUGCAUUGCUUGACCAACUGGACAAAGACAUCAACACAUUUUCAAUGCGUAUUAGAGAGUGGUACUCCUACCACUUCCCAGAACUCAUCAAAGUUGUUCCUGACAACUAUGUCUUUGCCAAAUGUGCUCAGUUUAUUAAGAACCGCAAGGAACUGUCAGAAGAAUCCUUACCUCAGCUAACUGAAAUUGUUAAUGAUGCUGGUAUUGCUCAGUCAGUUUUAGAUGCCUCGCGCUCUUCAAUGGGAAUGGACAUUUCUCCUAUCGAUUUGAUCAAUAUUGAACGGUUUGCCAAACGUGUUGUUGCGCUGGCUGAAUAUCGUAAAGAACUGCAAGAAUACCUGAGAUCAAAAAUGCACAACAUAGCACCAAACUUGUCAGCGCUUAUUGGUGAACAAGUCGGAGCCCGUUUGAUUUCACAUGCAGGUUCUCUGACUAGCCUUGCUAAAUAUCCCGCGUCAACUGUCCAGAUUCUUGGAGCUGAAAAAGCACUCUUCAGAGCUCUGAAAACCAAAGGCAAUACUCCGAAAUACGGUUUGAUUUAUCAUUCAACAUUCAUUGGUCGCGCUGGAGUUAAGAAUAAGGGGCGCAUUUCUCGCUAUUUGGCCAACAAGUGUUCCAUUGCUUCAAGAAUUGAUUGCUUUUCCGAGGAAACUUGCGAUGUAUUUGGCAUAAAGCUUCGUGAGCAAGUAGAAGACCGACUUAAGUUUUAUGAAUCUGGAGACAUUCCUCGCAAAAAUGUGGAUGUUAUGCAGGAAGCCUUAGCUGAAGCCAAAACUGUUUUGGCUUCCCAGAAGAAAAAGAAGAAGAAGAAGAAGAGCAUCUCAGCUGAUAUUACCAUGGAUGCCGCUACUGACACUACUCUUCCAUCCGAUGGAGAAGGUAAAAAGAAGAAGAAGAAGAAAAGUAUCUCUCAAGAAGAUGUCGAAGCCAUGGACACUUCACUUCCACUAAAUGGCGAAGGCAAGAAAAAGAAGUCUCGGGAUGAGAAUGGAAAUGGCGAUGCUAAACUUGACGAAUCUGUAGGUUUAGACAACAGCGUAAGUGAAAAGAAGAAGAAGAAAAAGAAGAAUAAAGAUGCCGAAACUACACUGGAUCAAUCAGCAAUGGAUGAAGAUGAUGAAGGAGCCUCACCGUCAAAGAAGUCCAAAAAGAAGAAGAACGCUGCCUAAUGAAUGUCUUUCUUUACCUCGGCAAUUCCUCACAAUCUGUUGACCUUGUGAAACAGCUCACUAUUUUAGUUUUUUGUAAUGAUGUAAUCGGAAUCAAUACAAUUGGGCUAAGGUCACAAAAA
Molecule: messenger RNA, 1977 nt
Organism: Daphnia pulicaria
Lineage: Eukaryota; Metazoa; Arthropoda; Branchiopoda; Diplostraca; Daphniidae
Gene: Nop56
Product: nucleolar protein 56-like
Exons: 9
Coding region: 158-1855 (565 amino acids)
Cellular component (GO): box C/D methylation guide snoRNP complex; small-subunit processome
Molecular function (GO): snoRNA binding
Source: RefSeq, a predicted model, not a curated record